This is a messenger RNA of Rhizophagus irregularis DAOM 181602=DAOM 197198, 1524 nucleotides long. Lineage: Eukaryota; Fungi; Glomeromycota; Glomeromycetes; Glomerales; Glomeraceae. The record is from RefSeq and is a predicted model, not a curated record.
AUGGAUCUUCCAUCACUCUUAUCCUUCAAAGAAAAGUUCCUUGGUCAUUCCGUUUUUAAACGUCAGCCGGCCCCUUAUUGUCAUCUCCCACCCUUUUCAAAGACCUGGGAUAAUUUGCAAAGCGUAUGGUGCAAACGCUUCCUAGAAGAGAUUGCACAUUUGGAAACUAACGUGAAAGAGAAGUAUUUUUCUCGACAGAUUAAACGUGAAUUUAAAGAUAUUGAGUACUUUCGGAUGUUUUGGACAUCAAUAAUCCUUCAUCGGAAGAAUGAAAUAAGAGAAAUGGAAAAUGAAAUAACUAAGGAACAGAGUAAUGAGAACACUAGAAGUUUCAUUGAGCAGUUUGAAUCUUCAUACAAAGGACUUGAUGACGAAAAAAAGUGGAUACUGGGAUCUGGAAACAAGGUUGAAGACAUCAUCUACAAAUAUGGAUCAAAGCUCAAAUACGAAAAUUUGGUUCAUUCAUUUGUUCUAGACACUGAUGAUAAAAAGAUUCGUGACCUCUUCUCUGCAAAUGAAUGGAACGAGAUUCUCGAGAAAAAUUCUAAAAAAUCGCCAAAAAUCGAGCCUGAUCUUCUAUGUUACAUAACGCAGUACAGAAAAGCACGUAUUUCGAAAAAGUUAUUUACGAAUGUAAAAGAUCUUCGAAAAACGGUCAGCAAACUGUGUGAAAAAACUGUUUAUGAUGUGGAAGAACAGUUCGACUAUAUAUGGAUUAGGAACUGCAUAAGUAAUUUGUUGACUCUGUAUGAAAUAAAACCGCGUGUUUUUGAGAAAUCGCAUCUUGAGCGGUGGUAUGACACAAACAUCUGGUCAUCAAUUAUCGAUCAAUGUAUGUGGAACUUGAAGGACGUGGAGCUCAUCAGGGGAGAAUCUUGUUCUAUUGCUAGUAGUGAGCGCAAAGCAAAGAAUAGAAUUAUGCAAGAACGUAAACCGUUCGGUCGCCGUGGUGAUGGAGUGUUCCGCAUGGAAAAAGGUCUUUGUGAAUAUGGUGCUGCGGAGCAUGGACAUCUUUUUAAGGGUGAAAAGGAUAAGAAAUUUAUGUCAGAUGGUUUCAAGUUGACUAGAAUGCUACGAGACAUGUUGGGAAGAUUUUCAGCGGAGUUAAGUACAGAAGUAUUUAAGCAAAUCGAGAUGGUUGGAUAUUUGCAUUCGGAGAGAAUGUUGCAGAUAUUCGCCCUUGACUAUGCAGAAGGGUAUAUGAUACGCCUACGAAAAGGAGCCCUAUUAGAAGUUCCCAAGGAACCGGUGGAAAUUGACAAUCUGUUGAAGCUGAUGACGGCUGUGUUAUCAAGCAAGCUACGAAUAGCUCGCACAAUUUCCCUGUUGAAAACUCCUGAACAAUCAAAUGAUCUCGAAUUUGCUGGAGAGUUGUCAACUGCUGGCAAAAUUGAACGCUUUUGCUCCAAUAAUAGAAUCCUAGAUUUACCAGAUCCGCCUUCAUCCCCACCCUCGUCCUCAUCUUCAAAGAAACACAGUUCUGAUACCAAGAUGACAAAGAAAUCUAAGAAACGCAAACCAUAA